AUGUCUGUGCAUUACAAGUUCAAAAGUGCGUUGGAUUACGACACUGUUACCUUUGAUGGAUUACACAUAUCUGUAGGGGACUUAAAAUCUGCUAUAUCUCAACAAAAACGGAUUGGGAAAACUUCAGAUUUUGAUCUACAAAUCACCAAUGCGCAAACAAAAGAAGUUUAUGUAGAUGACCACACUCUAAUACCAAAGAACACAUCACUUCUGGUUGCUAGAGUACCACUAUCACAACAACCUAAGAAACAGUGGGAAGGAUCAAACAGUAACCAGUCAUCACUGCAUAAAGAUGUCGCUCCUAACAAGGGACUGGCUGAUCUGUCUCGCAUGGAAGGUAGCGAACAGGAUAAAAUAAAUGCUAUGAUUUCACAAUCUACCUUUGACUACGACCCUAGCAAUUAUCAAAAAAUUAGAGGACAAAAUCAAAGAGGUGUUGUUCCUUCCAAUUACAUCUGCUAUAAAUGCCAGAAGCGUGGCCAUUGGAUUAAAGAUUGUCCUGCUGCAAAUUCGAGUGAUCCAAUAGAGAUAAGGCGUAGUACAGGCAUUCCUCGUAGUUUUAUGGUCCCUGUCGAAGGACCAAAAGCCCCAGGCGCCAUGAUGACUCCAAGUGGAACUUUUGCUGUACCAGCUGUUGAUCGUGAAGCGUACUUGGCUUCCGAGAGCGCUGGUGGAGCAGACACGCCGACUAAUGCACCCGCUGCACCUGAACCAAACAUACCGGAUGAACUAAUCUGCAGUCUGUGUCGUGACUUGCUGACCGACGCUGUCAUGAUACCAUGCUGCGGCAACUCGUUUUGUGACGAAUGUAUACGUGGAGCCCUUUUGGAAUCAGAAGAUCAUGAAUGUCCGGACUGCAGAGAAAAGGAGAUCGCUCCAACAACAUUAAUUCCUAAUAGGUUUUUAAGGAACUCAGUGUCGUCGUUUCGUAACCAAACUGGUUACAGCAGAAGAAUGCCCCACCGGCCAGCUGCAGCGCCCGUCCAACAACAACCGCCAGUGAUUGAACCUGCACCGAAUGCACAAGUAGUGCAACCACAGAGUGGUCCCAGUCAACCUAACCCAAGUGGAAGUGAGAGUCGGGUCGGGGCGAGUGGGGUCGUCGCAGCAGGGAGUUCGGCUCCAUUGGGGGGCGGGGGUCCGGCGGGCGCGGGGGAGGAGUCGGACGGGUCGGCCGACGACAACAUCACGCUGACGUUGCCGGCGGCCCGCCGCGCGCCGGCGCCGCAGCCCCACUCCGACCACCACCGCCACCACCCGCGCUACGGACCACCACCGCCACAUGGAAUGAAGCCUCCUGGCUUAGAAGUCUCAGCAAUUCCCAUGAAUUUGCCGAGAAUUGACGAGCAACGCGCCAGUACGCCUACUAUAGAUGAAAGACGAGAUCCAAUGUCCUCUCAGGUCGUGUAUAAUCGUGGACCGCCACCGUUCAUCCCAGGUGGACCGCCACCGCCACGACGUUAUAACUCACCAUUCGGCAGAAAUUUGGGACCAAGUGGACCGCGACCAUAUAACGACCGAUACCCUCCGGAACCUUACCAGCCUCCGCCACCCGGCAUCAAGGACUCUCCAACUAACGGGCAUGGCGAGGACCCUCUCGAGGCUUUCAACCGAAUGAUUCGGGAGAAGGAAAUGCGAGCAAAGCGGCGAGAAGAAGAGCGUAGACGAGCGCAGUCAGGGUCUCGCAGCCCGCGGUCACGCACCCCGAGGUCUCCGCGCUCGCCGCGCUCGCCUCGCUCGGGGCGCUCCCCGCGCUCGCCGCGCCCCCCACGUUCGCCUCGCUCGCCUCGCUCGCAGCGCUCACUGCGUUCGCCACGUUCGCCACGCUCGCCUCGCCUCCGUCCGCGUAGUCGAGGCUCCAGCCGUCUUCGAUACUCUAGAUCACGGUCUAUAUCGCGCGGUCGGUUGCGACGGUCACCUUGGUCGCCACGACGUCGCCGUACUCGCGAAAGGACAUUGUCGCUUACCAGAUCGCCAUCUCCACGUCGCCGCCACCGCUCCCCGAUACGCUACCGGUCCCCGCUGCGGUCCCCGGCCGCGCGGUCCCCGCUGCGGUCGCCGGUGCGGUCGCCGCUGCGGUCGCCGGUGCGAUCUCCCCUGCGCUCCCCUCACCGCCCACCUAUGCGCUCGCCGCCGCCACGCAGUAUGUCUCCUCAUCGUUAUGCUGGUGUUUACGACGAAUUGUUGUCGCCGCCCCGUCGUACAGUAGAGCCGCCCUACGGAGCCAGAUAUGGACCAAGAAGCAGUGUGCCACCUCCUGGAUAUCCACCGAUGGGGGUGAAGCAGAUGCCUCCAAUGAGUAACAUGAACGUCCCACCUGAACAACCAGGUUAUCGUGGUCGUUAUGAUGCUCCUCCGUUUGAAGAAAUUCCACCCGGUGUUGAACCACCCGUUCCUGGAUUUGAGCCGUCACCUUUUGAAAAACCACCAUUUGGUCCGUCUGGACCAAUUGACCGUGAGCGUUUGCCUCCACCGAAUUAUAGAGAUCCUUAUCGACCGCCUCCUUACAAUGAAGGCCCUACAAGUUACAGGGAUAUGUCAAUACCACCACCUGUACCGAAUGAAAUUCCAGUUCACGUAGGUGAGCAGCCGCCACGGUAUAGAGACAAUUAUAGACCAGGUCAUUACCGUGACCAACCGCCCAUGCCAUUCAGGGAAGGCCAAACAUACCGAGAGCCUGGACCACCUGGGUCAUAUCGUGACCCUAACUUUAGAGGGGGACCGCCUCCAUUCCGUGAUGGCACUUACCGAAAUGCUCCUUACAGGGAAGGUGGGUUCCGUGAUAAUCCGCCUCAUAAUAGUUUUCGUGAGCCAACAGCUCCUUUCAGACCACCUAGUGCAGAUCCUCGAGAGCCAGGACCCAUUAACUAUCAUGAUCCAAAUUAUCGCGAUAAUUUCAGAGAGGAAAACGCUGCUUCUCGAGGCCUUAAUCGUCCUGGUUUUAGAAAUAAUGUUCGGAACAGGGCUGCUCCAAGACGAAAUGCUAAUGUCGAACAUGACAGACACAGAGACCGAGAUGUUCGUGAUAGAGAAAGAUACAAUGACAAUCGAGAGCCAACAGAAAAAACAGAGAGAACUCGAGAUUCUGACAGGAGAGCAGGAUACGACAAGCCUCGCGAUGCUCGUGAAGAUCGAGCUAGAGAAUAUGAAAGAGUUCGGGAUCAUGAAAAAGAACGUGAACAUGAUAAGACAACUCCAGACAAAAAAGUUAGAGUCUCACCAAAGCGGAGUAGGGAAGCACGUGAGAAGAAACGUAGUGAGUCUAGAGGACGUUCUCGUGAUCGUGAUAGUAGAAGGGAGAAAAAAGAAGAAAGAACUCGAGACAAAUCUUCUGCAGAUCGAAACAGGGAUCACAAAGAAAAAGAAAAGAAACUUAAAGAUCGAAAGAAAAAGAAGCGUGAAAAGGAAAAAGAUACCGAAAAGAAAAAGAAACGUGAUAAAAAAGAUAAAAAGGAUAAGGAUCACGUGAAAAAGGAGGACGAUGAACCUGAAAAGGAGGAAGUGAAUAAAAAAACUGGCAAUGAAUUGAAUAAAACAGAUAUUGAUAAACCAGCCGAUGUUAAAAUAGACAAUGUGAAUGCUGAUACAGUUUUAAUAAAUAGGGAAAAAUCUCCUAAAAUACAAUCUCCGGAGAAACCGGCUGAUGAUUUAUACGGCGAUGAAGCUUCAGAAGCUGUUGACAAAGAAAUUAUAGAAAAUUAUGUUAAAACUGAAGAAAAAGGGGCACUAGAAGAUAGUAUAAAUAAUUCAGAUAAUGUAAACAAUUCUAAAGAAGAACCGUUUGACGGUAUCGAGCUUCAAGCCAAUGCAGACGAAUUAGAUUUAAAGGUUGAUACUGAAGUAUCUAAUCCAACAAACAAGGAGAUGUUAGCAACAUUGCCUGAAUUAUCCAAGUGGGAAGUAGAUGAAGAUAACGUAGAAAAGGCUAAAGAACCAGGAGAGAUAACUUCUCCAGAAGAAGAAGAAGAUGGGAGCAAAGUUACAUCUGAUGUAAUUAAACGCGCUGAAAAAGCUAUAUUUGCCAAAGCAAUAACUUCAUUGAGACCUAUAGAAAUUAAAAAGAUCAGUACUGAUCGUCUCAAACUUUACGAUGACGAAGGACAAAAACCACCAAUGAAUAAUAUACAAAUUACGGUCCCGGUAACUGAUUCCGAACCGAGGUCAAUUGAAAUUAACGAAAAGAAGAAGAGAUACUCAAAAACUCCACCGCCUCGUUUAUCCGUUAAAGAACGACUCGGCGGGAAGGUAGAGGAAUCCCGAAGGGGUAGAGAAACGCGUAUUGUACAAAGUACUGUAGAACGUGUUAAGUCAAGAUCCAAAACUCCUAAGCGGGAACAGCCUUAUAGACGAGUGACAGUGGAAAGAGAAAGGGGUCGAAAACAGGAGGCUCCUAGAAUAGAAAUGGUUAAAAACGAAAGGCGGUUGAUGUCUGAAGCAGUAAAAACUGAAAAACAUCGAGCGCGAAGUCCCAAUGAAAAGAAAUAUUCUAAAGAAGAUAAAAAGACAAACAUAAAUGAAAACAACGUUAAUCGCGAUCGAGGUCAGGAGAAAAAUGUAUCCGAAGGGAAACAUACCGAUCGUGAGAGGAAAAAAUCCACUUUGGAUGAAGCCCAUUUCGAACCAGAUUAUGACGAAAAUGUAGAAUCUGACCAUGAACAGAAAGAAGAAAAUCCCAAAAAACGGGAACGUUCAGCAUCACCGGCUGAUGUGAGUGAAACUAAAAAAGCUAAACUUGACAAUGACACUAUAAAAUUAGAUUUGACCAAUGUCAAAAAGAAACAUGAUUCGGAGAGUGAAUCUACUAGCGACUCAGAAUAUUCAUCGUCGUCCUCGUCAUCUGAUGCUCGCAAACGUAAGAAGAAGAAGAAACGCAGUAAGAAAAAGAAAAAGCGAGCUGCAAGUGAAAGCGAAAGUGAGUCUGAAUCCAGUUCCGAUGAUCACAAGAAAAAGAAAAAAAAGCGUAAGCAUAAGAAAAAAUCUAGUAAGAAGAAAAAGAAAUCUAAACAUAAGUAA
This is a messenger RNA of Spodoptera littoralis (African cotton leafworm), 5013 nucleotides long. The record is from the annotation of a GenBank genome assembly. Lineage: Eukaryota; Metazoa; Arthropoda; Insecta; Lepidoptera; Noctuidae.